AUGGGCGAGGCGGGGAGAGAAUCUCAAAUUGUCUGCCCUGAACCCUUUGGCAUCUCCUCAUCUCUUCCUGGGGUGCAGUCGGUGGGUGUGAGUUUCCAUCUCCUGUUCCCUUUCUCCCUGGCAGGCCUGAUCAAAGCCAAGUCCGAACUUGAAUGCAGUGCAGCUGAUGGCAGGGCUGUCCCCAUUGACAUACAAGGAAGGCUGAGCCCAGGAGCGUUGCUUUGGGGAUUUCUCCUGCAGCUGCCUUGGGCCCAUUCCCUGUUGAGAUCCCUGAGGAGGAGUCUUGUUUCUUUAAGGGUCAAUAUAGAAGAAAGAAGGAAGUUCUUUUCAGGGAGGGUGGUGCGAGCCCAAGGGGAAGAAACCUUUGAAAACUGGCUAAUCCAAGUCAGUGGGUUCCUGCCAGAUUGGAUAUGUCUGAGAAGGAAAAGCUCAAGCAAGCACUUGAUGACAACCCUUAGGAGUUCUGCCUGGGAGGUCAUGCGUUUGCUCCAGGCGGCCAACUCCAACUUAAGUGUGGCAGAAUUCUUGCAUGCCAUGAAAUUGGUGUUUGGGGAGUCUAAAAGCAGUAUCACUGCCCAUAGUAAAUUUUUUAACACUUUGCAGGCACAAGGGGAAAAAGCCCCCCUUUAUGUGAUCCAUUUAGAGGUACAGCUCCAGAAUACUAUUCAGGCAGGAAUCAGAUAGAUAGCUGAGAAAGAUGGAAAGCAAACUCACCUGCACCAGCUCCUUUUAGGGGCUGAGCUGAACAGGGAUCUGCGCAUCAGGCUGAAGCAUCUUCUCAGUGUGUAUGCAAAUGAUCAGGAGCAUCUUCCCAAUUUCCUGGAGUUAAUCAAGAUGAUAAGGGAGGAAGAGGAUUGGGAUGACACUCUUAUGAAAUGGAAGUGACCCAAAAGAUCUGAGCUAAUCAUGGAAAGGGCAGCAAGCCCUGUGGUGUUUCGGAGUCCCAAGCCAGUAGUGAUCAGUUACGCUGACUACAAUGCCAUAAAGAAAGAUGAUACCCUUGAGGACUCAGAUGAGGAUGUGAUUUUGGUGGUGUCUCAGGACCUUCCACUUACAUCCACAGAUGCUCCUCACUUUAGAGGCAGGGCAAGACCUCAGGAUCAAAUACUGGUCACUGAUGCCCCCAGCAGUUCUGGGGUACAGUCUUCUUCCAUCAGUAGCGGUUCUGGGUAUAAGAAUGAUGGUUCACAGGAUUUUCACAGAGCCAGGAAGUAAAAAUACACAAUCUGCUGUUCAUAUUGUGGUGAGGAGGGCCACUCAAAGGAAACCUGUGACGAGAGCAAGCAGGCCCAGGUGUUUGAGAAUCUGGUCAUCACCCUGAAGGAAGUGACACAUAAAGAGGAGAAAUCAAGAGACUUCUCUGGUGAACACAAUGACCCCUCUCAGCCACAGUAACAGGCUAGACCCAGCCCUCCGUGGACCCUCAAGUAUAUUCAGAAGACUGGUGAUGAGAAGGAGGAAGCAGACAUCUAUUAGCAUGAAUUCAUCCUCAAAGUGGCUUUCUUUUGGGAAGGUACCAGCAAUGUGGAGGGAGGGAUGUUCUGACCUCUGUCCCUGCUCCCUCCUGUCUGCAUAAGGAUCUGUUCUCUGUGUCUAUUUCUUUGAUGAUUUAUUCUUUUAUGAAAGGAGUAUAACUGUUAAACAUUCAAAAAAUGAAGGAACAUACGACUAAUGUACAUACUACAUGAAACUCUCCAUCCUUAUAUUACAUGAAACUACCAUUAUAUAACCAUUCUCAGACCUUUGAUGAAUAUCCUUUUAGAUAGUUCUCUAUAACUGCACACCCAGAUAGACAUAUGUGUAAAUAAGGUGAUCAAAUAUAAGUGCUGUUCUAUACUGUGUAGUUUUUCACCAAACGAUAUGUUGUGGACUUCUGUCAAUGAAUAUGUAUAAGAAUCAAGUUUAAUGUUUCUAUGGGUGAUAUCGCCUUUAGGAAUAUAGAGGAAAAAUAAAUAAGAAAAGUAAAUAUAGAAGCUAUAAUGUGGGAAGGGGGUGAUACUGUGGAGUUUUUACCAGCCUCAUUUACAGAUGAGGCAAAGGGAAACUGAAGUGGACUGAAUAUCUCCCAGAGAGCCCCCUAUCACAACUGACCUGUCUCCUAGGUCACAGGGUCAAAUCUGCACCCAUUAAUAAUGUCCCAAUGGUUUCU
This is a messenger RNA of Manis pentadactyla (Chinese pangolin), 2149 nucleotides long. It is a transcript of the gene ZCCHC18, whose product is annotated as zinc finger CCHC-type containing 18. The record is from RefSeq and is a predicted model, not a curated record. Gene Ontology annotation, cellular component: nucleus. NCBI's taxonomy places the organism in Eukaryota, Metazoa, Chordata, Mammalia, Pholidota, Manidae.